Messenger RNA from Aethalodelphis obliquidens (Pacific white-sided dolphin), 1539 nucleotides. It is a transcript of the gene SAMD13, whose product is annotated as sterile alpha motif domain containing 13. Gene Ontology annotation, biological process: negative regulation of DNA-templated transcription. Gene Ontology annotation, cellular component: nucleus. Gene Ontology annotation, molecular function: histone binding; chromatin binding. Lineage: Eukaryota; Metazoa; Chordata; Mammalia; Artiodactyla; Delphinidae. The record is from RefSeq and is a predicted model, not a curated record. The transcript is spliced from 4 exons. The coding region runs from base 229 to 537 and encodes 102 amino acids.
GAAGGCAGUUGGUGCAGCUUGUGUGUGAUUCCUAACGUCAUGUUGGCUGAGAGCCAGCCUGGUUUUAUUUCACUGUGUCAAAUUGUACCUCCUUAUUGAAUUCCUUUGCCAGCCUACUUUGUGAAAGAAAACAUUGGGGUUUCUUUGGCUGUUCUUGAUAAGCCUAUAAAAAAUGACAUGUUUUAGUUGCUUCUAGUUGCUGAAGUAAAGGAAACCUGCAGCCUCCCCAUGCUAUCUGUUGACAUGGAAAACAAGGAAAAUGGCUCUGUCGGUGUAAAAAAUUCCAUGGAGAAUGGGAGGCCACCCGAUCCUGCAGACUGGGCCGUGAUGGAUGUCGUCAAUUACUUCCGGACCGCAGGAUUCGAAGAGCAAGCUAGUGUGUUUCAGGAACAGGAAAUUGAUGGAAAAUCCCUGCUACUGAUGACAAGAAAUGAUGUGUUGACAGGACUUCAGUUAAAAUUGGGGCCUGCUCUGAAAAUCUAUGAGUAUCACGUAAAACCUCUGCAGACAAAGCAUUUAAAGAACAACUCUUCAUAGUAUAGUCAAAUUGGGGUCUUGGACCUCAAAAAAUACAUAAUGACGUAAUUUAGUUUCAUGUGAUGAAACUUUGUAAACAGAAUACAUACAUGUGUAUAUGUAAAGAAUCUCAAUCAAAUGAAACGUUAUCCUAUUGGAUAGACUAGGCAAUCCAUCGGCUGACCUGAACUCAGCCAGGAGGAGCGAGGACAUGUGGACAGGAUGGUUUACCUUGUGGAGUUUGUCAAAUAGAAUGAUCUUUGAUGAGAUUAGACAGCCCUCCCCACAAAGAGGAUUUUCUUCAUAGUUUGCUUUCCCAAAUUCCUGAAAAAAGAAUCGAAUGGUAUGAGCAUCUUUCAGUUACAGAUGUGGGAGGAUCAAAAGUAAGAACUUGGGGAGGGGGAGAAAGAGAAAGGGAUUGUGCCUCCCUUGAAUUCCUCUGCUCCUUAGAGCUUGUGUUAUUUGGAUGGAAUUGCCGACACCCUUUUUUGUAGAGGGUCCUCCACUUGACCUUAUUAAGGUUUCACUGGGAUAUGCUGCGCUGUUUGAAACGGACAUGCAUCAUGGCCCCUUCAGGAGCAGACUGUAGCUCUGAAAAGAGAAAUUCUGUUGUAUUUUGGGGACAUCCAUCCAUCUUCAGCUAGCUUUCAUGGGGGUAAUGGUAUUUUCUGCAUAGAUCUGCUUUAAAAUUGGUUCUUUGUUUCUGAAGAAAGCAUUUUUUUUUCACUUUAUGGUUUGUAUUUAUAAUAAUUUGUUUCUGAAGAAAUUUGCCAAGAGUUAUAGAUUGAAAAGCCUUGUUACUAGUACAGAAUAUUUUUAUAUAUAUAUUCCUUCAUGAUGGUGUAAUAUUUUUUUAAUUGCUCUGAUGCUUUGUUUGAUUUCCAAUUUGAGUACUUGUUUUUAAGAACUUGAAAAAGUGGGCUUGCUACAUCUCUGUUCAAAGAGACAUUUGUUCAAUCUCUGUGUGUCAAUGCCUUGUUGAAUUGGUGCUUUGUGGUCACAAUAAAGCAUUGCUUCAGUUUA